Molecule: messenger RNA, 745 nt
Organism: Frieseomelitta varia
Lineage: Eukaryota; Metazoa; Arthropoda; Insecta; Hymenoptera; Apidae
Gene: tsu
Product: RNA-binding protein 8A
Exons: 5
Coding region: 174-674 (166 amino acids)
Biological process (GO): RNA splicing
Cellular component (GO): cytoplasm; nucleus; exon-exon junction complex
Molecular function (GO): mRNA binding
Source: RefSeq, a predicted model, not a curated record
GACUAUUUCCUUUACUUCUGAAUCUCGGAUCGCUAGAUACUUUCUUUCCAUCUUUGCAUUAUUACUUAUCUACAUGAUCGUAAAUACUACGUGAUCGUCAAAAGUAGUUGUGUUAAUUAUUAUUAUUAUUAUUAUUAUCGUUGCAAGGAAACUGGUUAGGUAGUAAUUCAAUUAUGGCAGAUGUGCUGGAUAUUGACAAUGCAGAAGAAUUCGAAGUUGACGAUGAAGGCGAUCAGGGUAUUGCACGUUUAAAAGAAAAGGCAAAAAGAAGAAAAGGUAGAGGACACGGUGCGGAAUUGGUGUCUACGCGUGACGAUGUUGGUCAUUACGAAUCAAUGAACGUUAUCGAGGAAGAUGACGAUGAACCAGGUCCUCAAAGAUCUGUAGAAGGAUGGAUUUUAUUUAUAAAUUCGGUACACGAAGAAGCUCAAGAAGAUGACAUUCAAGAUAAAUUUUCAGAAUUUGGGCAAAUAAAAAAUUUACAUUUGAAUUUGGAUAGAAGAACAGGUUUUCUGAAAGGAUACGCUCUGGUAGAAUAUGAAACAUUCAAAGAAGCUCAAGCAGCAAAAGAUGCUUUAAAUGGAACAGAAAUCUUAGGGCAACCAAUUUCGGUUGAUUGGUGUUUUGUUAAAGGACCAAAGAAAAUUAAGAAGAGGAGUCACAGAAGACGAUGAAUAUUUUGAAUAAAAAAAAAUUAUUUUGUACUUGACAGAUAUUGUAAAAACAAAAAAUAUUGCAAAUAUAG